AUGGCGGAUCGCUUGCGUUGGCAGCCUUCUCUCCCCAGUUUGGCCGGGAAAGCCAGCAGUCGCAAUCCACAGGUCUUCAUUGACAUUUUUGCACCUGGGCCAGCGCCAGCCUACCUUGCUCCACUUGAGGAGAUCAGUCAUGACAACUAUCGCAUCCUCACCAUUGAAUCACGUUGCUGCACGUUUUGCGCGCGCACUUUCCCCCAUCCUACGGCCCUGAGGAAACACCUGAGCGAGGGCACCGUACCCUGCAAGAAAGCCCAAACCUCGCAGCGUCAUGGAGGAUGCCGCUUCACAUUCUUUGGAUGGAAGUACAGUCAGGGAUCAGUUGACCCCGCCAUUCGCAAACCGCUCAUGCACACGAAGUAUGCGAAACUAGAAGAAUUCCAGAACCUCGAACAUUCUCAGAAGGCCGCGUGGCUCACGAAGGUUUUCCCGAGUGAAUUGCCUCAGACAUCAGCUGCUACCUCGCCCGAGGCAUCCCGGACGCGCAUUCUGAGCCCAUCUCAGGCAGCAACCCCAAUAGCUUCGUCUUCGUCUUCUACGGCAGUGCUUACACCCGCACCAACUAUCGCACACGUAAAUGCGACGUCGAUAUCUGCAUCGGCUUCUAUCACUGGAUUGGGUCGAUCCAUAGUGCACCUAACAAUAAUGCCUACCGAGCAACCACAGUUGAUACGCGCCGAAUCUGUGGCUUCGUCCGACUCGGACUCUGUCGAAGAGACACCAGCAACCCAUUAUAUCCCCAGCGUACAUUUGCCGAACUGGGAAGAUGGUUUUGCCACCAUACCAUUCCACCAACAGCAUAUCCUUCCACAUGACAUUCAAGGACAUGUCACUCCGCUUCGCCGCGAUCGCAACUUUUACAAGCACUUCCUCUUGGUCGAAUUAGAAGCAAUCAGAGUUGCCAACAAUGACUAUUUCAACACCCCUACAAAUGACGCUGAGCAAGCCAUGCGUCGUCGAUGGGAUCGCCCGCUGCAUAUCUCCAGUCCGGCAUCCCCUUACAUCAAUGCUGCGUUCGUCGAUCCAGGCGACACCAACCGUCCAUUCUUCGAUUGGUACGCCGGACAAGUGCUCAAGAGCGAGCGGUAUCCAGAUGGAAGUCUGCGCGCAACGGCCCAAAAUUCCCCUUCAUUCCUGAGCUCUCCCUGGCCGCGCAAUGGAGAGACCGAACCGCCGCCUCCCGAGAUCAUUGCGAUGUUCGGUAUUGGUGGACAAUUGGAACCGCAGCAACCGAUUCUCCCUUACACGACUGCAUAUGAUAAUCACCCACAAUUCGCUGCCCAUCUGCCGGUUCAGACCACCUUCGUAACGCCCGAAGAGCAUGCAAUACCCCCGGACUUCAAUGUAAACCCGCCGACGCACCAGAACGGAUUUUAUCACGGUUGGGCAUCGUAA
Molecule: messenger RNA, 1401 nt
Organism: Dacryopinax primogenitus
Lineage: Eukaryota; Fungi; Basidiomycota; Dacrymycetes; Dacrymycetales; Dacrymycetaceae
Exons: 6
Coding region: 1-1401 (466 amino acids)
Source: RefSeq, a predicted model, not a curated record